UCGAUAGUUUUUUCUGGUAAUAAAUGAAGACAACUAUCAAUCAAUUAGUUAAAGAUCCCAAUAAAUAUUAUCGACGAUAUGAAGGCCAGGAUACGACGAAUAUCGGCUUCGGUGGAUACGGCAUUAAGUCCAACAUCUGAUCAAUCAGCCAUACAUCCAACAACAACAGCCGUUUCUAUCCACACUGAUUCAAAUUUAACACCAGAAUUCUCCUCCAAUACAUCUUCGUAUGGAUAUAAUACUAAUCCUACUUCAAAGAGCCUCGACAUAUGUGUACCGGAAAGCCGUAUUGAACGGAUGCGAAAAUUAUUAAGCUCACCAUUAUUGAAGCGUAAAAAUGCUUCAUCAUCACAACAUCAACACCCACAUCAUCAUCAUCAUCACCACCAUGUUUGUUCGAAUCAUCAACAUUCGCCCACCACCAAUACAGCAGUCACCAGCAUUUCUAACAAUCGACAACAACUGCCACAACCAUCAUCCUCUGCAUCAUCGUCACCAUCUUCAUCACCCGCAUUAGGACAGAAUAUAUCGAUGAAAACAUUUGGAGUAUCAUUGGAAUCUUUAUCUCAUCAUCAACAUCCACAUCAUCAACAACAACAAAAUUCACAACAACAUUCGAAUCAUCAUCAUUGUAUGGAAGAAUAUUAUGUUCGUGAUCCAGAACAAAUUAUUGUGCCACAUCAAAAAGCGGCACAUAUUUUAGGGCAAGCUUGCCCCGGUUGUUUGACAAGUGCUCCAAGUAAUAGUAGUAGCACAGGAAGUAUAAAUGAUACAACAACAACAACAAGUAGUGGUCAUUUUUCACCUCACGGUAAUCCGGAUGAUAUUCAUUCAUCAUUAUCAUCGAUUGCAGCUGCAUCACCAUCAUCAGGUAAUUCAUCAUCAUCAACAACAUCAUCCACAGCUUCAUCCACCGGUGGUGUUGGUGGUGGGAGCAGCGGAAAUAUACCUUGUCUCAUACCGUUCAUAGUAACAAGACUGUGUACUUACAUUGAAAAUUCUGGCGGUUUGGUACAGGAAGGCCUUUUCCGAAUUAGCGGUAAUGCUAAACUUGUGGAUAAAUUAAAACAAUCAUUCGAUAAUAAUGGUGAUGCACCGUUAGAAACGGAUGGUGAUCUAGCCGCUGCAGCUGCCCUUCUUAAACAAUUCCUAAGAGAAUUACCACAACCAUUAAUACCGAAUGGAUCACAAUUUUUGGACGUUAUACGUUCAUUGAAGAAUGAUCAUGAAACUUGUGUGCUUAGUCUUAAGGCACUUGUUUCGCAAUUACCUGAUGAAAAUUAUUAUACUCUAAGAUAUUUAAUACGAUUCUUACAUCGUAUUGCUCAACGUAAUGAAGAGAAUCGAAUGACGUCAAUUAAUUUAGGAAUUGUAUUCGCACCUAACAUAUUUCGUGUCUGUGUAGACACAUAUCAAGGUCUCAAAGAUCAAUCAUCAGCUAAUGAAGUAGUAAAUUUAUUAAUUAGUGAUUAUUCUGAAAUUUUCAAUGAAUCAAGUGAUGUUGGUUGCCAUAGCAUUGAAGGGGCGGGUAGUUCGGGCGACCUUUCAUAUGGAUCUGAAUCGCAAUGUCCAUGUUCACAAUGUCCAGACAAUAGUGAUCAACAACAAAGAGAUGAUUUUGAAAAAGAAGAACACCAACAAAUGGAAGCAAAUUCACAAUCAUCAGCCAAUUUAGAUGUCCCAUAUGGAGAUCCAAAUAUCCAGGAAAUACGUUUACAAUUGGAUAAGAAAAGAAAAUCGUAUCAAAGUAAAAAUCAUCACCAUACAAUUGAUGAUCGUUUUCAUGAUGAUCAAUCGUCUCAAUCAUUGGAUUAUGAAAAUAAUGAUGAUAACAACAAUGAUAAUAAUAAUCAAUCAAUGAACACUGGUGAUUAUUAUCAUCCACGUCAUCAACCACAGCGUUGUAAUAGUGAAGAAAUGUAUGCAAAAAAUGUUGACCAAUCUAUGGUCAUUCGGUUAGGAUUGAAAAAAGAAGAUUUAUAUCGGAAAAGUUCUCAUUCACAUGAUAUAAUUAUAACGAAUAGCAGUGACAGCGUAUCCACAGAUGAUAAUACAACCACAGCAACAAGUACUGGUCCAACGGUUCGUUCUAUUAUUAUUGGCGUUGAACAAGUUGAUAUCUGCAAUCAAUCCGGUGGUGAUAUGACAGAUAUAUCGGAAGAUAAUUUUGCCGGUGGGAUUAUCACUGGACAAACAAUGCCUGAUUAUUCAAAAUUAUUGACCGUAGGUGAAGCCGGUGAUGGUGCUAAAGGUGCUCGUAGUAGUAGCUGUGGUAGUGAUUGUACGGAAAAUGUCAAUAUACCCACAAGUCUUAGUUUUGCAUCAGAUGAGGAUGAAGAUUCAUUACUGAAAUCGAUCGCAAGUGAAUGCAGCGAUGGUAAUGAUGAUGAAGACAACACCAGUUCAUCUAGUUCAAAUGACAAAAAUAAUAAUAAUAAUGGCAAUGAUAAUGUUGCUGAUGACCCACAAAAACUUGAUUCUGAUCAAUUAGUUGAUGAACAAAAAAAUCAACAGGAAUCAACCAUUGAUGAACAAAAACCAUCCGUUGAAAAUCAAAAACCAAAAUCCGAUGAUCCAACAGAGACACAACCUCAAGAAAAUGAGUCGAAAUUAUCAAAUGAUGAACAAGAUAAUCGCACAAAUAAAUCCCGAAUUAGGCGAUUACAAUCGAUACGAAAAAAAUUAAAAAAAUUUGAAAUUGAUUUCGAACAAGAAAAUGGAUAUCAAGCUUCUUUAGAGCAUAAAAUGAGUUCAUCUUUUGCACUACCAUUGAUGGUCGAAUUAAAUUCAUUACUUCAAGCUGAAGACAACAAAGACAAUCCGAAGCCUACUGAAUCUAUUGAUAAAAAGGCAAUCGAUUCUGACGAUUUUCGUAAUACUGGUGUUCCGCCAUCUGCAUGGAAAAGUUCAGCAGCGACUUCAUCUAAUAGUAAUUCGUAUGUGUUCACCACUGAAGAUAUAUUCAAUACAAUAUUCGGUAGCCGUAAGGAAAAAAGCUUAGCACGUAUUAGUGAAAUGAUGGCCGAUAUUGAACGUACUUUGAAUGAAAAACGUAUAAUUGCUCAAAGGCCAGAGUCAUUAGAUGUAAUGAAUGGUGAACAGAUUUUGGAUGAAAAACUUGCCCUACAAAAAGCAUUACUUCGUUUUGAAGCCCUGUGUGGUCGACCAAGCUCAAAAGCUGAACGAGAUAUUGUUCGACCCGUUUAUGAUAGAUAUCGAUUAGUAAAAAGAUAUGCUAGUAAAUUAAAUCAAAAACAAACACCAAAAUUAGAUCAAAACACUGAUCUACAACCAAUUCUUGAGCAUGUACAAAUGAAUUUCACAUCGCCAACACAUCAGAAAACUAUAGAUGCAUUAGCAACAGCCAUUGAAUUCAUAAAAAAGGAUCAUUACAGACAGGAAUUACAAUCUGAUCUGGAUCAAUCAUCUGCUAUAGUUACUACCUGUGAUACGACAAAUAAUUUAUCUACAUCAUCAAAAGAGAAAAACUAUCAUAUUAUGUCAUAUUAUGAGCUAAUGACACAUCUCAAUGAAUAUCGACAACAAAAACGUAAUCUUCGAUCAGUUCUACGAACGUUUGAAAAUGAUUUCUAUAAAAAAACUGGUCGUCCCGUUGAAAAAGAAGAUCGGUCAAAUAUGAGUUCCGUUUAUUCAUCAUACAAGACGAUCAAAGGAAAAAUUAAAUUAAUCGAAGCAUUGAUAUCGAAAAAAAUGCCUAAACAGUGAGACAAACAAACAAUUUUAAUUUUAAAAGAUUAUUUUACUCAAUACAUACACCAACACUAACUGAUAAAUCAAAUUUCUAAUCGAUUCAUUACAUAUAAAUUUUUUGCUCUUGUUAUUUU
Molecule: messenger RNA, 3845 nt
Organism: Dermatophagoides pteronyssinus (European house dust mite)
Lineage: Eukaryota; Metazoa; Arthropoda; Arachnida; Sarcoptiformes; Pyroglyphidae
Product: protein FAM13B-like
Biological process (GO): signal transduction
Source: RefSeq, a predicted model, not a curated record